Eurytemora carolleeae is the source of this 2463-nucleotide messenger RNA. RefSeq names its product pituitary homeobox x (gene Ptx1). The transcript has 6 exons. Gene Ontology annotation, molecular function: DNA-binding transcription factor activity, RNA polymerase II-specific; RNA polymerase II cis-regulatory region sequence-specific DNA binding. The record is from RefSeq and is a predicted model, not a curated record. Gene Ontology annotation, cellular component: nucleus. NCBI's taxonomy places the organism in Eukaryota, Metazoa, Arthropoda, Copepoda, Calanoida, Temoridae. Gene Ontology annotation, biological process: regulation of transcription by RNA polymerase II; anatomical structure morphogenesis. Bases 513 to 1508 code for a protein of 331 amino acids.
AAUAAUUUGUUUAUUUCCAGCGAAUGACAGAAAUAUGAUCAAGAUUAGAGGCGGCUGAAUUCGCCGAUUUAGUUGGAUAAUACUGAGUAAACCCCGGGAAGGCAAGGGGGCUUAGCAAAAAUGCUUCUACUUAUCCAGAGUCAACAUUACGAGGCGGGACGGGUCGGGGCGGGACGGACGGAUAAGCCCGGGUUCUCCACUCCGCGCCCCUCCUACCCAGAUCCCGGGGCCUACAGAGUCAUUUAGCCCAGACUGCUCUGAAGAUUAGUCGUGAUCCAUUUGAAACCUCCUAGAUCCUGGGGGCUCAACGUAAUAAUACUUUUUAAAUCGAAUCUUAAAAGCGCGUGCUCCCGAUCCCAAACAUUGAAAUACCUGAACCCAGAUAUCGUGUGUAAUUAGUGAACAGUAAGUCUUUCCUAAACUAAUCCUAGUCAUUAUUCUGGGAACCUGGGUUUGUAUUGACAAAUCCCAGGGAUUGGAACUAAAUCUUAAAAUCCAGGAGAAUAUCCAGAAUGGAUAUGCUGGGAGUUGGACUUGGUCAUACCUCUCUCCAUGAUCUUGGUUUAGAGGUACAUCACCACGAACACCUUCAUCCCCACCAACCCCUCCCUCCACACAGGCCCCUUUCCCCGCCUCUUCAUCAUCCCGUAGACUCAUCGUUCUCCCCCUCAUCCCACCUACCCUCGUCUACAGUAAAGAUAAAACCUGAUCCUGGGGAAGCUCCGAGUCAGAGCAGUGAAGUUGCAGAUAGUCAACAUGAUCUCCAAGAUAAGGACGGAAAAAAGAAAAGACAAAGGAGACAGAGAACACACUUCACAUCCCAGCAAUUACAGGAGUUAGAAGCAUUGUUUUCAAGAAACCGGUAUCCGGACAUGUCAACAAGAGAGGAGAUAUCAAUGUGGACUAAUCUGACGGAACCCAGAGUACGGGUAUGGUUUAAAAAUCGUCGAGCAAAGUGGAGAAAACGUGAAAGGCAUCUACUAAACGCUAGUUCAGACUUUGGUAAAGGAGGAUUUGGAUCCCAGUUCAACGGACUAAUGCAACCUUUCCCUGAAGAUGGAUUAUCCAGCUACGGAUAUCCAAGCUACAAUAACUGGGCAGCUAAAGUACCCUCUCCCUCCCUAGCUAAGGGAUUUGCUUGGGGACUUAACACUCCUCUUAUGCACAACCAAUCUAGUAUGUCAUCCAUGGGAUUUAACUCGAUGGCGUGUCUUCAGAGCGCAAGUACUAUGAACUCCUCCUCUAUUAUGCCUAGUGUGACAUCUAUAUCAUCAUCCCUCUCCUCUUCUUCUUCUCCAUACUCCACUCCAGCACCCUCACACUACAACAUGUACAAGGAUUACAAGGAAUCAACCUAUCCAGGGAUGUCUUCCUCUAUAGCAUCUCUGAGACUAAAGGCAAAGCAUCAUCAGUCGGGUUUCAGUUCAUAUUCACCUCAACCCCCCCUCUCACCGCGCUCCCUUUCAGCUUGCCAAUAUACAGGUGCCCCUGACAGGCCGAUAAUCUAGACCUUAUUCAGGAUUGGUCGUUACUUGCCGCUAUCGAAAAUCUCUAGCGGCAAAGUUUACUCUCAUUUUGUCUAGUGUUUUCGUUCAUUUUCAGCAGUAAUUUUCUUUCCAUCCUAGUUAACUAAUAAGAAAUAAAUAUCUGAUUGAGUUUAUUCCCAACGUGUCACGAAAUAUAUAAUUAAAACAAAAAUAAAAGAGAAAAAGUAACGAGAUAUUCAUUUUUGUUGUUGUCUUGUAUAUUUCUUUUCAAUAAUACAUUCAUUAAUAAACUUUCUUACAUUGAUCAAAUGCAAAAAAUAUUCAAGUAUUCUUCUUUGAACCAAGAUCUGUUAUCAAACGAAAUUAAAAUUAAUUUUCUUUUGUUAGUUACUAAAUAUGUAUUUAUUAUAAAAACGAACUGUAUACUAUGUAUAUUUAUUUAAUCUAAUUAUUUCAAAAUCUAAGGUUAAAAUUUUGAUUUCCUAAAAAACGAUUCGCCAAAGCCUUUUUUUAAAUUUUGCUAAUAUUUUUUUUGUGAGGGGAAUCGUAUUUUAGGAUAAAGUCCUAAAAAUGACACUUGUGUUUACCAAAAAUCAUGACCAAAGAAUAUUGUUUAAAACUGAUUACAGUUGGUAUGCUUUUCAAGUUUUUUUUAUUAUUUAUGUGUGUGCCAAAUUUAAGCUCUCUUUAAAUCUAAGAAAUUGUUAGAAAUCAAAAAUUUCAAAAUCAAUAACAAAAUAUACAUCAUACAUUUAUCUGAAAAAAAUAUAUUUUGCAAAGAUCAUGUUGCCUUUGUGCCAAAUGUAGCAAUAUUGUAGAUUUUCUAGUCAACAAUUCUUAAAAUAUGCGAUGAUGUAUUGGCCGAAACAUCUAAUGCUCACAACAUACAACCAUAAACUGCAUGUGCAAAGGGAAUCUUUCAAUUUCUAUUUUUGUUCGUACACAACAUAUCGCAAUAAAAAGUACGUAUAUUUAA